AUGGGCCAAAGACACAACCGAAAGCGCACGAGGAGUCGUCCGCGCAACCGUCGCUCAAACGGCCAUGCGCGCGACUCCUCGGUAGAUAGUUCUUUCUCCUUUUCCUCGGAGUCCUCGUUUUCCGGCCAGCUUCCGUAUCCUCACACCCAGCGUUACACGUCUUUUUCGAAUCCGCCCGCGACCCACUGGCAUCAGCAGUACUCCGCAUGGCAAGUCCGCCAGGGGCUCCAGCAAAAGCAGCAGCAGCAGCACAUGGAGAGCCAGCGUCUCCGCAUGUUCGGCGGCGAGGCAGCCGACGGGGCAGAGCUUUGCGGUCCCAUGCUCAAAGUCGUCAUGGAUCUGUUCGACGACAUCGACUACAUCGAUCCCUGA
This is a messenger RNA of Diplodia corticola, 372 nucleotides long. RefSeq lists its product as uncharacterized. Lineage: Eukaryota; Fungi; Ascomycota; Dothideomycetes; Botryosphaeriales; Botryosphaeriaceae. Bases 1 to 372 code for a protein of 123 amino acids. The transcript has a single exon. The record is from RefSeq and is a predicted model, not a curated record.